CGAUCUAAAUGUUUUAUUUUAUUUUAGAUUUUAGAUUGGAAACCCGACUGCUGAUAUAAUCUCGUCCUGCCGAGUAAAUUAGUCACAUGAUUUCAUCAUGCCAUCAACACCACAAUUAUCACCACAGGAAGAGCAAGAAAAACUUCUCGAUGAAGCUACAAAAGUGGUUAAGAGUCAAUCUUUUCAGAUGAAAAGAUGUUUGGACAAAGGAAAAUUAAUGGAAGGCUUAAAGCAUGCUUCAAACAUGCUGGGAGAGCUGAGGACAUCUUUAUUGUCUCCAAAGACCUAUUAUGAGCUCUAUAUGGCCAUCUCUGAUGAAUUGCGUCAUUUGGAGCUCUAUCUUGUAGAAGAGUUCCAGAAAGGUCGAAAAGUUGCUGACUUGUAUGAACUUGUACAAUAUGCUGGCAAUAUAGUGCCACGCCUCUAUUUACUCAUAACUGUUGGUGUUGUUUAUAUCAAAUCGAACGAACUCUCUCGCAAAGACAUUCUGAAAGACUUGGUAGAGAUGUGCCGUGGUGUCCAACAUCCUCUUCGAGGUCUCUUUUUGAGAAACUACUUAUUACAGUGUACUCGCAAUGUUUUACCAGACGUAGCUGACGAAGCAGGAAAUUCUGCCAACAAUCAAGAGGUUUGGAGCCCAAAGCAUGUAGAUGGCAGAGAAAGAAAUGGUGAGGGAGACUAUGGGUCUAUACGUGAUUCCAUAGACUUCAUCCUGCUGAAUUUCUCUGAAAUGAAUAAAUUAUGGGUCCGCAUGCAACACCAAGGCCAUUCUCGUGAUAAAGACAAACGUGAGCAAGAGAGACGAGAAUUGCGUAUCUUGGUUGGAACCAAUCUCGUUCGCUUGAGUCAAUUAGAAACAAUUGAUGUGGACAAAUAUAAAAAGGUGAUGCCUGGCAUUUUGGAACAGGUUGUGAGUUGCCGUGAUGCCAUUGCCCAAGAAUACAUCAUGGAGUGUAUUAUACAGGUCUUCCCUGAUGAAUUCCAUCUUCAGACUCUGAAUGGUUUCUUGAGGGCCUGUGCUGAAUUGCAACAAUCUGUAAACAUUAAUAACAUUAUUAUUGCUUUAAUUGAAAGAUUGGCUCAUUAUGCUCAAAAUGAGGAAAGUUCUGGAAUCCCUUCUGAUAUUCCUUUGUUUGACAUAUUCACACAGCAAAUUGCUUUAAUUAUUCAGAACCGGCAAGACAUGCCUCCUGAAGAUAUUGUUGCUCUGCAGGUAGCUUUGAUUAACUUGGCGCUGAAGUGUUACCCUGACCGAGUGGAUUAUGUUGACAAAGUAUUAGAAACGACUGUUGAAAUAUUCAAUCGCCUUGAAAUGGAACAACUGAAAUAUGGAACUGCUGUCUCCAAAGAAUUAAUGCAUUUGUUAAAGAUUCCUAUUGAUGUCUACCAAAAUCUUCUGACUGUAUUGGAACUGAAACAUUUUGGGCCUCUCUUCAAAUAUUUUGAUUAUCACGGUCGCAAAACAAUGAGUGCUUUCCUGAUUAACAGUGCUCUUGAAAAUGACACAAAGAUCCUCACACCAGAACAGGUUGAUGACAUUUUAAACAUUGUUUCCAUCUUGAUAAAAGACCAAAGUGAUCAACCAGAAGAACCAGAUGAUCCUGAAGAUUUUUCUGAAGAACAAGGAUUGAUGGGAAGAUUCAUACAUCUAAUGGUAUCAGAUGAUCCAAACCAGCAAUUCCAUAUUUUGAACACAGCUCGUAAACAUUUCAGCAAUGGUGGUAAUGCUCGAAUAAAGUUUACUUUACCUCCAAUUGUCUUUGCUGCAUACCGCCUGGCUUUCCUCUACCAUUCUCUCCAGGAAGAGGAUGAACAGUGGCAAAAAAAAUGUGGCCGUAUAUUUCAGUUCUGUCAUCAGACCAUUGGUGCUUUAAUUAAGGCAGAACAAGCUGAGGUUCCAUUAAGAUUAUUUUUGCAGGGCGCAAUAGCUGCAGGAAAAAUCCAGUAUGAAAAUUAUGAAUCUGUUGCUUAUGAGUUCAUGUCACAGGCAUUUUCUUUAUAUGAAGAUGAAAUCAGCGAUAGUAAAGCACAGCUUGCUGCCAUCACCUUGAUUAUUGGUACUUUAGAGCAGAUGUCUUGCUUCAGUGAAGAGAAUCAUGAACCACUGCGUACACAAUGUGCUCUCGCAGCAUCUAAACUUCUGAAGAAACCUGACCAGUGCCGUGGUGUUGCUACUUGUUCCCAUUUGUUUUGGUCUGGAAAGAAGAAUAACCAGGAAGAGAAUUCCCCUAAGAUCUUUGUGAAAAUGCAUGAUGGGAAACGAGUGGCAGAAUGUCUGAAGAAGGGAGUCAAAAUUGCCAACCAGUGCAUGGACAAUUCUGUUCAAGUUCAACUUUUUGUUGAACUUCUCAAUCAUUACAUUUAUUUCUUUGAAAAAGGAAAUGAUCAAAUAACUAUUCCAGUAUUAAACCAGCUUAUUACAAAAAUCCGAGAAGAUUUGCCAAAUUUAGAGGCCAAUGAAGAAACAGAGCAAAUUAACAAGCAUUUUCAGAACACAUUGGAACAUCUCCAAAUGCGUAUUGCAAACAAUGAUUCUGGUAGUCCAUCUUAUGAAGGACUGACACUAUAGGAAACUCUAAAUCAAUUCUACCAUCAUGUUUUUUUUUUCAUUGAUGUUAGCCAUCUAACACUAGAGAAUUCUUCUCUCCAUCCUUUGGCUGUAAGUAAUUUCUGAAUGCUGCUAUAUGUGAUUUAGGUGGGGGCAUUUUUUUUUUUCUUUUUAUAUAAUCACCUAAACUCAUGAUGUAUUAUAGAAAGGACUUUUUGAGGAAAGAAACAAACAACAAAAUAGAAAGGUGCAUAGACCUUGUUGAGUAUUAUUAUUAUUAUUAUUAUUAUAUAAACAUUUAUUAUUCUAUGAAGAAAAACGAAAUCAUGAUUUGUAUUUAACAAGAAAUAAUGAAGUCUAAAUUGUAAAUGA
Octopus bimaculoides (California two-spot octopus) is the source of this 2920-nucleotide messenger RNA. RefSeq names its product vacuolar protein sorting-associated protein 35. Gene Ontology annotation, biological process: retrograde transport, endosome to Golgi; intracellular protein transport. The record is from RefSeq and is a predicted model, not a curated record. Gene Ontology annotation, cellular component: retromer, cargo-selective complex; retromer complex; late endosome. NCBI's taxonomy places the organism in Eukaryota, Metazoa, Mollusca, Cephalopoda, Octopoda, Octopodidae.